Messenger RNA from Sphenostylis stenocarpa, 3918 nucleotides. Lineage: Eukaryota; Viridiplantae; Streptophyta; Magnoliopsida; Fabales; Fabaceae. The record is from the annotation of a GenBank genome assembly.
AUGGACCUUCAAACCCUAAUCAUCAACCCACUCUCACUCUCCUUUUCCCUCUCCCUCUCCAUGUUCCGCCUCCGGGGAUUGUUGCACAAAAUAUUCACUUCUUAUGUGGUUCUGUUGUGCAUCUUGUUCUGGCUUGCUGGGUAUGGACUGUGCUCUUUGAAUGGGAUACAAAAUCCACCAGAUUAUGAUGGUUGUACGCCUUUUGAGAAAAGUUAUGAUUUGGGUUCUUCGGACACCGUUGUUAGUGACUCUAGUUUAGGCUAUGGGUUCUCAUCUUCCCAUAAUUUUGGAAAUGUCUGUCCGAACAGGCAUUCCUUCUGCUUUCCAUCAAUGUUGUCCGAGUUUUCUCAUAAAGACAAAAUCGGGAAAGAAGCUUCUCAAGGAGAAUCUGGCAGUCAAUACAACGGUCCGUUUUGUGUAGAGUUACCUCAAGAUGGUAGGCAGACAAGUAAUGGAAGCUGGUCGUCUGAACAUGGUGUGUUUAGUUUACUUAAUGGAGGUGUUGUCUCGUGUUCUUUGAACUCUAGAGAGGGAGUGGAUGAGGUACCACCUCGUCAAACUGAGGUUGGUUGUAAAGAUGAUAUUUCUUCUUGUGGAGGCUCUUCACUUAAGCAAAAGACGACACUAUUUUGGUCAAAGAACUCAGAGGUUUCCAAAUCAAAUUCUUUUGAUGGUUCUGUCUCACCUAAUGUAAGGAUUGGCCCUACUGUACUUGACUGGGGACAAAAAUACUUGUAUUCUUCUUCAGAAGCUUUUUUAACUGUGACAAAUACAUGCAAUGAUAGCAUAUUAAACCUCUAUGAGCCAUUCAGUACAGACUUACAGUUCUAUGCUUGUAACUUCAGUGACAUUUCACUAAGACCUGGUGAAUCAGCUUUAAUUUGUUUUGUUUUCUUCCCUAAAAGUCUGGGCUUGUCAUCAGGUAGCCUGAUUUUGCAGACAAGUUCUGGUGGAUUCAUAGUAGAAGCUAAAGGAUAUGCUACCGAGUCUCCUUUUGGAAUCCAACCCUUAUCAGGUGUGCAAAUUUCUCCUGGUGGAAGGUUGAGCAAGAAUUUUUCACUGUUCAACCCCUUUGAUGAGACCCUUUAUGUGGAGGAAAUAACUGCCAGGAUAUCAAUUUCUUCGGAGCAUAAAUCUGUUGAAACUGAAGCAAUUUGUAGGAUAAAUGAUUUUCAGGUUUUUGAUGCUUGGCUCUUCCCAACUAUUAAGGAUCGGUUGGUUGUGAAUAGUGGCCAAUUUGGUUCACCAAUUGUAGCAGUCAGACCCCAUAGGAAUUGGAAUAUUGCUCCACAUGGCUCUGAAACUCUCAUGGAGAUUGAUAUUAUGGUUGGACUUGAGGGAAAAAUUUUUGGUGCAUUUUGUUUGCAUUUACUGAGGCCCUCACAAGACACAUCUGAUAUUAUUAUGGUUCCUAUUGAAGCUGAAGUAGGUAGUGAUUCUGCCUUGGAUACUGUUGGUAUAUUCAUUUCAGCAACUCUUGAGGGUCUAGCCACAUGUGAUAGUGGUGAAAUUGCUAUCACUAUCUCUCUUAGAAAUGAUGCUCCUUAUGCUUUAAGUUUUGUUAAGGUCAUAGAGGUUUCUGACACAAACCUUUUCCGUAUUAAGUUCAAAGAAGGCUUACUGCUUUUCCCUGGUACCGUUACUCAAGUUGGCAUUAUUUACUGUAGUCACCUGCAAUUGGAUUUACAUGACUUUGCACCUAAAUCCAGCAUGCGAGAGAACUGCAAACUGCUGAUUCUUACUAAUGAUUCAAGUAGUCCCCUGAUUGAGAUUCCAUGUGAGGACAUAUUAUAUAUCUGUUUUGAACAUCAAAGGAAAAGGCAUUCAUCUGUCCAAGUAGAAGGCAAGUCCAAGGAUACCCAAUCCGAAAAUAUGAGAACAGGGUAUAUGGGCAGAAGCAUGCAGUUGCGACCAAAUUUCAAGGUUUUAGAGACAGAAGAUGCAGAUGAACUGGUUCUUGCAAACUGGAAGUCUCAAGGAACCAUGGUUGGCAUGUCUGUGCUUGAAGACCGUGAGGUGUUAUUUCCGAUGAUUCAGGUUGGAAGUUAUGUCUCUAGGUGGAUCACUGUAAAGAAUCCCAGUCAACAUCCUGUUGUGUUACAGCUUAUCUUGAAUUCAGGAGAAAUAAUUAACCAAUGUAAGGGUUUAGGUGAUUUAUUGCACCCUUCUUCAUCUAGUCAUUUGGUUCUUGACGAAGGUGCUACUCCAAAAAAGUAUGGAUUCUCAAUACCAGAGAAUGCACUAACAGAGGCUUAUGUGCAACCUCAUGAUCAUGUUACUUUGGGGCCAAUAAUUUUUUAUCCAUCUGAUCGAUGUGGAUGGAGUGGUUCGGCAUUGAUAAGAAACAAUCUUUCAGGUGUUGAGUGGAUACCUUUAAAGGGAUAUGGAGGGUUGCAUUCUCUAGUGUUGAUUGAGAGGUCUGAACAUGUUGAUAGUGUAGAUUUUGAUCUUAAAAUGCCCAAGACACUCAACUUUUCUCUUCCAUACACCUUACUUCACAUGAAAGAGAUAACUUCUGCCUGUUCACAACAUUUAGUGAAAGAGUUAUAUGCCAAAAACACUGGAGACUUGCCAUUAGAGGUUAAAAGUAUCAGAGUUUCUGGGAGAGAAUGUGAAUUAGAUGGUUUUAAGAUUCUAUUUUGCAAGGGUUUUACUCUUGACCCUGGGGAGUCAACUAAACUUCUGAUAUCACAUCAAGCUGAUUUUUCAGCAGCUGUGGUGCAUCGAGAUCUUGAACUCGUCUUGGCUACUGGUAUUUUUCUGUUACCUAUGAAAGCAAGUUUCCCUUAUGAUAUGCUAGGCAACUGCAAGAGAUCCAUGUAUUGGACGCGACUGAAGAAAUCUCUUCUUGGAUUCAUUCUUGUUGCAUCCUUAAUAUUUCUGAUAUUUUCUUUCGUAUUUCCUCAAACCACUGUAUUGGGCUUCUGGGAUUUUUCUUGCAAGAGUGAUGAUAACUUGGUCCAUGCCACCAUAAAAGGUCUUGGGAAAACCAAUUUGUUACAUCAUGACCAGAGAAAAAGUAAGCUCUCCAUGUCUAGUAAGAUGAGUAAUCUAAUGGAGGCCUCUAGUGGCAAAUAUUCCUAUGUUCAAGGGAAUCCAUCUAAACUGGAAAUUUCUCAGCAUUUGAUACAGACUUCUGAAAGUCAUGUACAGGCUAGCCAUGCCUUGGAUAUUCAAAGUGAAAGAAAGUUGUCAUCCACAGAUGUUCAGAGCCCUGAUCCAAAACCAUCUCAGUUGGGUUAUCUCACAGUUAAAACUGGUAAAGAAAAGGGUAGAAGAAAAAAGAGAAAGAGUCUCGGUGCCAAAUUAGCGACACUGUCUGAAGUUUCAAGUAGUCAAAGUGGGAAUUCUACACCAUCGUCACCUUUAUCCCCUACCCCCUCUGCCACACCUAAAUGUAACUGGCCACUGUCUCCGGAUGUAGAGCAACCCCCUGAGGCUCUUAGUUCAAUGACACGGGUGACUGCCCAACAUUCUUCCAACGAUCAAGCUUCUGCCAUUGCUGCUGAGUCAAAUAUAUUGAAGCCUGCUUUUACACAAAGAUGCAGUAAUAGUAUGUCUUCUCAAGUGCCACAUUCAGCUUCAAGAAGUGUUACCAGUUUACCUGUUCAGAUACCUUGUACUUCUUUUCCCAUUCCUGCUAGCACUUUUCCGUCUCCCUUGGGGUCAAAAUCUACUGUUAAUUUACAUGCUCGAGCUCCUGGAUCCCAACUUCACAACCAAACAGCUGUGCACUCACGCGAGGCUGGACUUGCAAAUGAGUAUACAUAUGAUAUUUGGGGUGAUCAUUUUUCUGGACUUCACUUGUUAGUUCCAAAAAAUGUUACUUCCAUGAAGUCAAGUCCUGUGGAAAAUAAUUUCGACAGCUUUUUUGUAAGAGGUCCACAAACCCUUGUGACAAAUUCUCAAGAAGGCUAA